Penicillium malachiteum is the source of this 1941-nucleotide messenger RNA. Its product is annotated as WD40 repeat domain-containing protein. The coding region runs from base 1 to 1941 and encodes 646 amino acids. Lineage: Eukaryota; Fungi; Ascomycota; Eurotiomycetes; Eurotiales; Aspergillaceae. Gene Ontology annotation, molecular function: transcription coregulator activity; TBP-class protein binding. The transcript is spliced from 3 exons. Gene Ontology annotation, cellular component: SAGA complex. Gene Ontology annotation, biological process: chromatin organization; regulation of transcription by RNA polymerase II. The record is from RefSeq and is a predicted model, not a curated record.
AUGGCGUCCCUUGAGGAGGAGGAAGACCGGGACUUGGGAGGAUCCCAAGAUGGAAGUAGUGAUAAUGAAAUGGAGGACAAUAUGCGCGACAUUGACGAAGGCGAUGGCGAUGGAGAUAAUGACAAUGACAACGAACCGGAUGCCGACCAAGACCAAUAUCAAGAUCAAGACCCGGAUAGCCCUUCAAAUGCUAGUCAGGCCUCGGAAGGAGCUGGAUUGGCGUCGCAACAAAAUCAAGAUACGAAUAUGACAUCCCCUGGAAAUGCAGAUACCUCCAUGGCGGACUCCUUCUCCAUCUACCACCCUAGCGUGCGCCCAGAAUGCCUGUCGGCCAAAACCUAUGAUAUCCUCCCUACCACUGCCGCCCCUCACAGUACCUCAAUCAAUGCAAUUGCCACAACCGCCGAUAUGCGCUGGGUUUUCAGCGGCGGGUCCGAUGGAUACACGCGAAAGUUCAACUGGGCUGAAUCAAUCAACAGUAAGCUCAUGUUGACUGUGGCGCAAAGGCACCCCUUUGUCGACAGUGUUGUCAAAGCUGGUGUGUUAAUGACAUAUUGGGAAAAUAUGGAUGGAAAUAGUCUGUCGCCAGUUUACUCCCUCGCAUGUCAAAGUGAAGGGCUCUGGCUUCUCUCAGGAUUAGAGUCUGGCGCUAUUCGACUACAGUCGUUGCGUCACGAUGAAGGCAAAGAGAUUGUACAAUUACGACAACAUACAUCAGCUGUUUCCUCGUUGGUCUUGACUUCGGAUGAGGCGUCGCUUCUGUCAGGCAGCUGGGACAAACGAGUCUUUGAUUGGGAUUUGAAUACUGGACAAGCCCGUCGAGCAUUUGGUGGAAGCGCUGUUCAAAUAUCUACAGUACAGAUUCGCCCAGAAUCCAGUCUCCCCGUUCCACAGGAUACGAUCGAUUUUAUGUCUAAUGGUGGCACAUACUCCUCCAAUUAUCAGGCCCGAAACAUAGACAAAUUCAAUUCCAUGGAUCACUCUCAAGACGCAGGAGACGCAGGUGCUGCUGAAAACCCGCAGGCGGGUUCACCGGCAGAUUCUCUAUUCGGCGGAGGAGAUUCAUUGUUUGGAGAUGCAGAUGGUGGCGCUGCUGAUGGAGGAGAACCCUCGGGUGGUGUGUUUGGAGUCGAUGAGGAUGAUGAGUUUGGCAAGGCUAUGGCAAGCGGCCUGGCGGACGCAGAUGCUCCCGGAGAGGUUGAUACUGAGCCCCCACAAGCCGACAUGAAACAUCAGCCAGAUUCUGCUGCGCCCGAGCCGAACGUGGGGGCAGAUGGUCCAGAGCCAAAUCGCGAGCAUACAGAUACCGAGAUGUCAGGUACUGAGCCACCGCCACAUGUGAAUGGACUCCCCAAAGCAGAAGAUAUCGAAUCAUUCAAGAACCAAGAUCUAUCUCACGCUGCUCCGACCGAGCAGCAAGGAUCCGGGACCGAUACUACAUUCCUGGCAGCGUCUAUUGAUGGAACGAUUCGGGUGUGGGAUAGACGCCAACCAGAUCCAGUGGCUCGGAUCAGUCCACGUAAUGUUCCACCAUGGUGCAUGAACGCGUGCUGGUCUCCAGAUGGAAACUACAUCUACGCUGGACGACGAAAUGGCACCGUAGAAGAGUUCAGUCUACACAAGGGUCUGCGGGAGGCCGAACGCACAUUCAAAUUCCCUCAAGGGAGUGGUCCGGUGACAGCACUCAAGGUGAUGCCGAACGGCCGUCAUUUAGUCUGCGCCUCUCACGAUAUUCUACGUCUGUACGACUUGCAACAUGACCAAGCAUCCCGCCAAGCCACCACUCCAUUCCUAAUCAUUCCAGGUCAUCGUACAGGCACCAUCUCUCAACUCUACAUUGAUAAUGCAUGUCGCUUCAUGAUCUCUGCCAGUGGAAAUCGCGGCUGGGAGGGAAAUACCACGGAUGUUUUCCUGGGCUACGAGAUCGGAGUUCCUCAAUGA